Molecule: messenger RNA, 562 nt
Organism: Colletotrichum acutatum
Lineage: Eukaryota; Fungi; Ascomycota; Sordariomycetes; Glomerellales; Glomerellaceae
Exons: 1
Coding region: 119-406 (95 amino acids)
Source: RefSeq, a predicted model, not a curated record
UUUCGAGGUGACGUCCGGCGUACGGCGUGUAUCGCGGUGCAAAGUGGGAUGUGGUGGUCGGCGGCGGUGCUGUUGCUACCCGUGUCGGCGCCGGGGGGGUGGGAAGAGUGUGUAAGGUAUGCACCCCACGCUCUGUUGUACCGCGACCGAGCAACUUUUUUUUUCUUGCCGUCCUCUUCCCGGGGCUCUCUUUCUGCCGUAUCUUUUGACUUUUUGCGACGCUACGGCGGUGAGCAGGCAUGGCGCGCUCCGGCGGCUCGGGAAUAGACGAGGUUCAGCCGUGGAACCCUUCGCUUUUUUUUUUUUUCCAAGCUCGUCAAGUGUCAGUGGCCUCCUUAGAAACCGACCCCUAGUACGGGGGAGUGGAUUGGGCGAUACCGGAUUAUGGAUAACUACAGGGGGCUGAUGAGAAAGAGGGCGGCGGGAGACGGGACCUGUGAAGGUACCCGGUACAAUUCGUGCGCGGGAGGAAGAGUGUGCUGUUCAGGCGCCAGGGGACUCGUGGGCCAUCCGCACCCCGGGCGUGCGCCGUGAGAUGGACCUUCGAGUUUGCAGGUGCUGC